Closterium sp. NIES-67 is the source of this 4177-nucleotide messenger RNA. The record is from the annotation of a GenBank genome assembly. Lineage: Eukaryota; Viridiplantae; Streptophyta; Zygnematophyceae; Desmidiales; Closteriaceae.
UGCCCAAGCUUCCUUCCAUUUCAAUCUGCGCAUUCCAUUCCCCCCAUCGCUGGCAUAUGAUACCUCAGCCAACGGUCAUAUAUUGACACGAAUCAUCGUCCAUCGCUACUGCUGCCGCCAUGGCGUCAGGACACGCCGCUCCCUCGCAAACCCUGCACCCGCCAAACCCUAGAGCUCCCGACGCUCCGUCGCUCGACUUCCAGGGCGUGACGGCGGCGAUCGCGGCGUUGGCGGGCGCCGUGCGCGCGCUCCCCGAGGAGGACGACUUCCACUUCUACUGCAACUUCGCCGCCUUCCGCGCGCGCGUCUCCGCGCUCCGCCACCGCGUGCGCGCGCUGCUCUCCCGCCUCGGCCCGCCGGCGCCGCCCGCCGCGUGGGCUUCCGCCGCAGGGGGAAGCGGAAACGUGGGCGGCGGCGAUGAUGACGAUGCUGACGUGGACGACACGUAUGAUUGGCUGGUCGACGUGCUGGAUAACCGGCUGGAGAAGGUCGACGUGGCACUAGACGAGAUGCGGAAAAAGCGGAAGAAGGCGCAGCCGGAUUGGCAGGGCCUGGAGGAGGAAGAGGCGGAGCAGCGGCGGGAAGCGCUCCUGCGGGAGGCGGGCGCGUUCGGCUCCGGCCUCGCGGACGCCGCCUUUUCCGCGCCCAAGGCGGGCGGAAAGCAGCAAGCAGGCGGAAGCGGCGGAGGAAGCCUGCCAGCCGCGGAGAUCGCCACGUCAGCUGCCAGCUGGCGGCGGAGCCUGCGCGGAAAAAGCCGGCCGCAGGACGCGUUCGAGCCGUCUGUGGACAACUCCGACGCGCCUUUCUCGCUGCCGCGCCUCGAGUUUAUUGAGAAGAUUAGGCGAGAGGCGGAAGCGGAAAGCGCGGGGGAGGAGAGUGCGGAGGAGGAGGGGGCCGAGGGAGGACGGGCUGGGGGGGAGUUGGAAGAAGGGGAGGAGGUGGCGGAAGGGGACGGGGGGGAGGAGGGGUUGAAGGAGAAGGCGGAGAAGGGUAGGGAGGAAGCGGAGAAGAUGGGCGGAAGGGGAACGGGGAGGGGCAGGGGGCCUCCGCGGCUGAAGUGGAGGGCGCUUAAGGAGCGCCAUCCCCUAUGGCAUCGGCUUCGGCACAUCACCUACCAGCCGUGGCAGCUCCGCCAUCCGAACCUCCCACCGCGAGCCACCUCUGCCGAACCAACCCCAGGCGCGGCAACAGCACCACCACCAGCCACGGACCUAGUAUCCCUACCGCCUCUGCCGCCCUCCUUAGAAGACACCCCCUUCGCAUAUGUAGAAACUAAGGAGCAGCUGGCGGCUAUGGCGGAGGAGAUUAAAGCGGAGCGGGAGGUGGCGGUGGACCUGGAGAACCACAACUACCGGUCGUUCCAGGGGUUCCUGUGCCUGCUGCAGCUGUCCACGCGCUCCAAGGACUACAUUGUGGAUACCAUCGGCCUCAGGACGGAGAUUGGGCCCCUUCUGGGACCCAUGUUUGCUGAUCCUGGCGUGGUUAAGGUGAUGCACGGUGCGGACAGCGACGUGGUGUGGCUGCAGAGGGACUUUGGCAUUUUCAUUGCGAAUCUCUUCGACACGGGGCAGGCCGCCCGCGUGCUGGACAUGGAGCGCUUCGGCCUGGCCUAUCUGCUCAAGCGGUACUGCGGGGUGACGGCCAACAAGAGCCUGCAGAUGGCGGACUGGCGGCUCCGCCCGCUGCCGGCCGACAUGGUGAAAUACGCCCGCGAGGACACCCACUACCUGCUGUUCCUGCAUGACUGCUUGAGGCUCGAGCUGGCUGCUGCUUCUGCGGGCUCGCGUGACUGCUUGAGGCUGGAGCUGGCUGCUGGUUUUGAGAAGGACAAGACGCAAGAGGGUGGUGGGUCGGAUAAGACAGAAGAGCCCACUGGGGUGGAGAAGACAGAAGAGCCCACUGGGAUGGAGAAGACAGAAGAGCCGAGUGGCGGAGGAGAGGGGAAGGAAGAGGGGGAAGAGGAGGAGGAAGGGGAGGUGCAUGAUGAUGAUGAGGAGGAGGAGGAGGGGGAGGAACAGGCGGGAGGAGAGGACGGAGGAGGAGGAGGGAAGGGGAGAAGUUAUGGCGAGCCGUGCCCUGCCAUCCUUGAGGUCCUCACGCGCAGCCGGGACGUGUGUCUGCUGCUAUACGCCAAGCCGCAGCGUGCCUUCCACUCCUUCCUCCGGAAUAACAGGCUGAGCACGGAAGGAUUCAGCGACGAGCAGAUGGCUGUUCUCUCUGCGUUGUACAAGUGGCGCGAUCAGACAGGUCGGGAGUGUGACGAGGGGCUCGGAUACGUGAUGCCCAACCACCUGCUGCUCAAAGUCGCUCGUGACAUGCCCACCACCGAACGUGCUCUCCGAACCUGCCUCCGAGGUUCGGCUCCUCUGGUGGCUCGGAACGCUGCCACCAUAAUCCGGAUGAUCAGCCAGAUAAAAGAUUCUGCUGACCUGGCAACUUCCACCCUGGAAUCGCCAGCUGUCGUCGCUGCGCGCCAUGCUGCCACGUCAGCCAAUGACCCCUUUGCUGCCGGCGCUCCUGCUGCUGCGGCUGCGGCUGCUGCUGUUGCUGCUGCUGCUGCUCGUGCUGCAGCUGGUGCUGCUGGUGUGGGUGCGGCUGCUGCUGGUGCGGGUGCUAGCACCGCUCUUGGCUCUGCUGUAUCCGCUGCUGCACCGGCUGUAGCAGCGGCUGUAGCAAAGGUGAAGGUGAAGAAGGCAGCAGCGAGGUCUGGAUUUGGAGCACUGCUGGGGCAGAAACGACCAGCAGCAGCGGAUAAGCCCAAGGCUAAAGCACAGAAGACGGAUGCCGCUGCUGCAAAAGAAGAUCUGGCGGCACGGGUUCGGGCAGCCAUGGGAAUUGUGCCGCAGCCAAUGUGGGGGAGUGCUUCAGGGGCAGGCGAAAAACAUGGGACUGAUGAGGGUGGGGAGGGAGACACGGUGUUUCCUGAAGGAAGGGGUGGGGGAGGAGAAGGGGGGAGUGAGGACGGAGGAGAGGGAGGAGAGGGGGUGGUCGGGGGUGGAGGGGAAGAAGGGGCAAAGCAGCAGAAGCAGCAGCGGCCGGCCAAGUCUCCGGCUCACUUGGCUGCUGCGGUGGCAGCGGCGGCAGUAGCAGCACGGGCAGCAAAGAAAGCAGAGGGGAGGGUGGAGGGACAGGCGGGUGGUGGGGAUGGAGACGGAACGAGUGUGGGUCUGCCUGCUCCGCUCAGUGCUGCCUUUGAGCCCGAGGAGGGCAGGAGAGCCAAGAGGAAGGACAGGCGCAAACUGAGGAAGGCUGCUGCUGGCGUUGAUGCUGUUUCUGCUGCUGCUGAAGGUGCUGCUGGUGUUGGUGUUGGUGUUGGUGCUGGUGCUGGUGCUGGUGCUGGUGCUGGUGCUGGUGUUGGUGUUGGUGAUGAUGGGAGUGUUGAUGGUGAGGGGAAUGCACCCACUCAGCCAGCACAGUCACAGCAGCAACCCAAGCAGACCCGGGGAGGCGAGAAGGGCAAGGACGUGGUAGCUGAUGCGUUUCAGAGAGCAGCAGAGGGGGAGGAAAAGCGCAAGAAAAAGAAGAGGAAGACCAAGGGUGGGCUGUGGGGUUCGGACUCCGAGGAGGAGGGAGAGGAGGAGGGGCUCCGGAUGGUGCAUGACAGCGAAGAUGAUGAUGAUGACGAGUCCGAUAAUGAUGGCAUUUUUGGUAGUAAUGAUGAUGAUAAUGAUGAUGGUCAGCAUCUGAAGGAUCCGGAAGGAUUCACUCGUCUUGAGGUCUAUGAUUUCUCUGCCGAACGGGAGGAGUUUGGCCUCGACGCACAGCACGUGGCGGCAAGUGAGGUGCUGGCUCUGGGCCCAUCUGCGGACAAAAAGAAAUGGAACAAACGCGGCGCUCCAAAAUUCGCAGUCCCGCUGCCCGUGGUUGCUGCUGCUGCCGCUAGGGACGCUGGAAAAGGGGGUGGUGGUGAAGGGGGAGGAAGUAAGAGUGCGGUGUUUGACCCGUUGCCACCGAUAGCUGCCGGUGCAGCUAAGAGGGGGUUGGUUUAUGAUGCGCCCAGGGGUGGGAAGAGGAGGCAAGUGUUCCCUUCAUCUGGAAAUAGGAGCGCCACAUUCAUGGAUUAAUUGUGUGGUGGUGAAUUGUGAUGUCUUCAUUGAAAGGACGAGUGAAAUGGGUCGUACGGAUAAUGGACCUGAUGUUUGCAAGAUAUGCACGCAUGAAAGGUUGGAGAACAGUU